ACUUGUUCGCGGACUUUGGAGCCAGACAUGGAGCCGCCUGUCGGGCUUCGCGGAGGGUGUUCUCCAGUUGGGUGUGGGCUGGGAAUUGCGACUGCAACCCAGACUUCAACCUGGCAAGGUCAGCAACGACCGCCUCUCCACAGCACCUCCGUUGGUCCCAAGCACAGUCCACAGUGGCUCAGAAACACCCCAUAGGCGGGCACGCCCCACCAGUGCCAUUGAAGCCACCGAUCCACCGAAAUGCAUCCACCCCAGCCAUAUCAACAGGCCUGUAGUAGACGUUUGCUGUCCGAUAAAGGCCAACCCACCGGCGGCAUUCCCAACUUUCCACGAUUUCCCGUCGAAAUAUUCGAUCAUAUCCUCUCAUAUCUUCCGGUGCACUAUGCAAUCGCUUUCAAGAGAGAGGCAGUCAAAAGGAAGCUCCUCUCUUCCCCAGCUUAUGCCUGCCCGAACUUAUGGGGAUCGAACAACCUAGAAGCGUUGCGUUGGCUGUGCAAGUACAGUAUCUCCGGGUGUGUAGAAGCCAGCGCUAUCGAAGUCGCUCUGGACAACGACCAUCUCGAUAUCGCGCAAUGGAUCCACACCAAGUACCCGAACGAACUGAGGCGGGUUGUCACUCAACGUCACCUUGUGCCCUCGUGCGGGCCUAACUUCGAAGCAGAUCCCUACGUGGCACUGGAUAAGGCAGCCGCCGCUGGUCGCCUCGCCAUAGUCCGUUGGCUUCAUGACCACGGGCCGGAAGGGAUGGCCAGUGCAGACGCGAUGGACUGGGCAGCUGCACAGGGACACCUUAACGUGGUGAUAUGGCUUCACGAAAACAGAUUGGAAGGGUGCACGCGGGAAGCAUUGAACCAUGCGGCCGGAAACGGGCAUCUGGCGGUAGCGCAAUGGCUUCACGAAAACAGAUUGGAAGGUUGCAGUGAACAAGCAAUGAACUAUGCUUCUGACAAUGGCCACCUUUCGGUGAUUGAAUGGCUUCACGAUAACCGUUCGGAAGGGUGCACGUACCGGGCGAUGGACUGGGCAGCUAGGUCUGGUCACCUAUCAGUUCUUAAGUGGCUCCACACCCAUGGCAACGAAUGUACGACAUAUGCGAUGAAUUGGGCGGCUGCAAACGGUCACCUCGAAGUAGUCGAAUGGCUCCACACGCAUCGCAAGGAGGGCUGUACAGCAUUGGCCAUGGAUUUGGCUGCUGGCUCAGGUCACCUUGAAGUGGUGAAAUUCUUGCAUUUCCACAGAGCUGAAGGCUGUACCACGCGAGCCAUGGAUAAAGCGGCUGCAGGGGGUCACCUCAACGUGGUCAAGUUCCUGCAUUUCCAUAGAAAGGAGGGAUGCACGAAAGACGCCAUGGACGCCGCGAUUGAGAAGGGGGAUCUAGCAGUUGUUCAGUGGCUGUUCACACAUCGAAAGGAAGGAUAUACCCCAAAGCAAAUCCGAUUGGGCCGCAUCCACGCAAACGUGCCGGAAAUCCUUCAAUGGCUCCACCAACAAACUGCGGAAGAGGACAUGCGUGAAACAUAAGCCUCGUUUGAAGGGCUGCGUACCUGGACGGUGCUGAUUAAAUCUAGAUGGAGCAUUGGUCAUCCAAAUCGGCGAGUAGCACACAAACCCC
Molecule: messenger RNA, 1612 nt
Organism: Fimicolochytrium jonesii
Lineage: Eukaryota; Fungi; Chytridiomycota; Chytridiomycetes; Spizellomycetales; Powellomycetaceae
Product: ankyrin repeat-containing domain protein
Exons: 2
Coding region: 241-1521 (426 amino acids)
Molecular function (GO): protein binding
Source: RefSeq, a predicted model, not a curated record